AUGGCUCUCGCUUCGAUAUACAUGGGAUUCUCCGGACUUUUCAAAGGAGUGAAACCCACCGUACUCCUACGAGGAGGAAGAUCACAGCCCGAGGUAGAAGAGGAAACGUUCGGUCCUCGAUACAAGCCCGAACGACUAGACGAACUCUGUAAGAAUACGAAGUUCGACCGCGAGGAAAUACGUCUCAUUUAUCAGGGAUUCAAGCAGGAAUGCCCAACGGGUCUAGUCGACGAAGACGCGUUCAAACUCAUAUUUGCCCAAUUUUUCCCACAAGGAGAUGCUUCUCAGUAUGCCCAUUACGUGUUCAACACCAUGAAGCAAUAUGGUCACAACGGAUGCCUAACGUUCGAACAGUUUCUCCAGGUGCUCUCAUCACUUUCUCGAGGCAGUGUCACAGAGAAGGUGCAGUGGAUCUUCGGGCUGUACGACUUAAAUGGAGAUGGCUUCAUCUCUCGCACGGAAAUGCUGCGUGUAGUUUCCGCCAUAUACGACAUGCUGGGCCACUGGACACAGCCGCAGGUGAACGAACAUACGGCCAAGGAGCACGUCGAUAAGAUUUUCAACUUAAUCGAUGCCGAUCAUGAUGGUCUCGUGUCGUUUGAUGAGUUUCUUGUGUGGUGCCAGAGGGAUGAAAGCCGAACUCGCAGUCUGUUUAUGCUGGACACCGUCCUGUGA
Galendromus occidentalis (western predatory mite) is the source of this 675-nucleotide messenger RNA. Its product is annotated as calsenilin. The coding region runs from base 1 to 675 and encodes 224 amino acids. The transcript has 7 exons. The record is from RefSeq and is a predicted model, not a curated record. Lineage: Eukaryota; Metazoa; Arthropoda; Arachnida; Mesostigmata; Phytoseiidae. Gene Ontology annotation, molecular function: calcium ion binding.